This is a messenger RNA of Lethenteron reissneri (Far Eastern brook lamprey), 2939 nucleotides long. RefSeq lists its product as uncharacterized. NCBI's taxonomy places the organism in Eukaryota, Metazoa, Chordata, Hyperoartia, Petromyzontiformes, Petromyzontidae. Gene Ontology annotation, biological process: immune response. The record is from RefSeq and is a predicted model, not a curated record. Gene Ontology annotation, molecular function: tumor necrosis factor receptor binding. Gene Ontology annotation, cellular component: membrane.
AUGAGGCCGCAAGUCCCACACUUCAACUCGCACGGACAGAACGGCCACGCGGGGACCCAUGGACACUGCCACACCGGGACCCACGGCCACGGCCACACCGGGACCCACGGCCACGGCCACACGGGCACCCACGGCCACACCGGGACCCACGGCCACACGGGCACCCACGGCCACACCGGGACCCACGGGCACGGCCACACGGGCACCCACGGGCACGGCCACGUGGGGACCCACGGCAACAGCGGCACUGGCUACGGUGGGAAAUGUGGCAGCGGCGGCAUGCAGGUGGUGAAGACCAGAGGCGAGCCCGUCUACGUGAACUCGCUGCCCUUGCCGCCGGAGAAGGACGAGACGCGAUGGAGCUGGGUCACGAGGUGGUGGAGAGGCUGCACUCUCUUCCAGUGUCUCACCUUGUUGCUCCUGGUCACGCUGGUGGUUCUGGCGUUCAUUACUCUCGUCCCACUCGCCUUCAAGUUGUACAAGGGAAAGUUGAUCGGGGACUUGAACAUUGAAGAUGGGGCCACGCAAAAGCCUGAGGCGCAGAAGCAUGAACUACUUGCACAGAAAUUCGAAUGGAUAAUGAACACAAUAGAGGCGAUUUCAAUUCGAUCACCGUUUCCAAGCGCUCACCUGACAGUUACAGGGCUGCCUUUCACUCAAGGCACAAAUACAACCCAGUGGAACUGCACUUCUACAAUACACGGAGAAUCCUUCCUCCUGGGAGGCAUGAAGUGUGAAGAUGACAUGCGUAAAGUCACCGUUCCCCUUGAUGGAAUAUACAACGUGCACGCUCGCCUCACACUCAUAUGCAACAAAACCAUGGAGCAAAGUGCCAGCUUAGUGGUUCAGUCUGACAGUUACCAGGACCCACGAUACCUCUCCACUGUUAUAGCACCCAAAUGUGGUGUUGACCAGCGCACCACAGUGGCCUUGAUUUUUGGGCUUUUUGAACUCAAAGCAAAUUGUAAAUUAUCUGUAGCUUUGUCACACCCAAAAUCGCUGAGAAUCGGAGAUAAAUAUACGUCUUUGGAUGUGUACAUGGUGUCGAAUGAAAUCAGGUCAUCCAAAAACUAAACAAACUUUUACAACUUAAAAAACAUUCUCAUGCGUUAACGAGUGCACUAUCAUCCGUGUUGCUAUUGUCGAGCACAAAGAGACUCAACUGAAUUUUGUUAUGCAAAGGUAGCAUCGGACAACGGUUGGGGAUUACAGGCAAGGACAAUGUGCAACCCAGCCCUGCUGAAGCAAUGAACCGGUGACAAAGGGAUAAACCGCAGCUUCUCCAUGCCUCACAACAACACAAAAUAUCACAGUGCACCACUGCCAGCAAUGAUGGCUGGGCUACUCAAAACCUGGUCAAACAAAGACGUGUGAUGUCAGUGCAUUGAAUCCUCGCUCUUUUCAAGAUCGGGAAGAUGAUGAGCUCGGGGACGUCAGGUGGCUGGCUCUCAACAUUCGCGUCUAACAACAUGCUCUACGACAAUGGCAUUGGACAAAAAAAUUACAGACUGAUCUGCAACUGGGGUUUUCCGAAACGUUUCUCAAUGCCAGACGAGUAGAGCUCUGCAGAGCUCUGCUCGGUGUGUGCUACUUAGGGAAAUGAGCUGUGGGCCACGUUAUCCGGCAGCAUUAAACUGACAUCCCAGAAGGUUAUUUUCAGAUAUUCACCAAAUAUAUUCAGCCGAAUAAGAAGGGCACGGACGGUCCUUGAAUGCGACCGCUGCGGCUGUUGGCUUUCACCCUUGGACUUGUCCGAUGGGCCGUGCUGUUCAUAUAUUUUCCAACCCCUGUUUAAUUCCAACUCUCGCGAGCGGUUAUCGCAAGGCUGUAGAUUGUGUAAAUAGUUUUACUUUAACCACUCUCCAUAUUACCUCCAGUUCAUUGUACUGUCGCCUUUGUGGUUAUUACAUAUAUGUAACACAAGUACCAACCAGUCUCUAGUCUUGUGUCACGUCUAACAAUCUGUAACCAUGCUUGGGGCGGGGUGGCGGUGUGGUUGAUAGCGUUACCACUCUCAGGGGCUUUUGACCCAGAAAAUUGAGUUCGAUUUUGGGACUUCAAAUGCGAGCGAUAUCUGAGCUGGUGCUGGGCUUCGUCUCCAAAGACAAAAAUUCCCCGUACAGCCUUAACAGACUGUUGUUGGCAAGUGUUGUUAGUGAACAUCCAUGAAGGCCGGAACAGUACGCUUAGGGGUGGGUUACCAGCACCACGUCUAACCGCCUUUGUCUCCCCAGUGACGAUGUUUACACACCGCACCAGGUACCCAUUGGAGGCUGAGUCGACCUAUGGGAGGCCCAGGAUCCGUUGAAUAUAAACGUCACCGGUGUUGGCUGUAAGCGCGAAUUGAACUCGUAGCGCAGCGCGCUAACCGCCUCACCACCGCUCCCCAUCCACCCCAUUAGCAAAAAGCAUUGGCUAGCAUGGUGAAUCAUGGUCACAAAGGGCUGUACAUUCUACAUUUCAAUUAUUAACAUUGCUCAUUUUACAUAUUUUUUCUCUACUUAACAUUCGGUAAUUUUAACAGCUUAAUUUUGCUCAGGCUCAAUAAUAGAAAAUAUAACAGAUGACAAAAAUAAUGUAACCGUUCCUCAUGUAUCAAUCUCAUCCACCCAUAGAAAUAACGUGUUACUUGUCCAGCCAGUCAUUCUCCAAUUGUUGUUUAAAUGUACAUUUGUUGUUAAGCAAUGGUUAUGAUCGUGGUACUUGGCGAGCUUUGAUCUAUCCUCUCUGUACGAGUGGCUACCGUAGAGGUUGCCAACCAUUGCUGUACUGUGGUGUCCACAGGCAUUGGGUUACAUUGGUUAAAUUCUUACAAAAGCUCACGAAUCAUCACGUAAAUUGACUUUGUUCUACGUUGCACAAAGAUGCCAUUUUUUAUGUUUAAUAUAUUUUGUAUGUUGAAAGCCAUAUUUAUUUUGUUAAAUAAACUCUUUGAAUUC